Messenger RNA from Pterocles gutturalis (yellow-throated sandgrouse), 1252 nucleotides. RefSeq names its product serine/threonine-protein kinase Nek5-like. The annotation marks the transcript as partial. Lineage: Eukaryota; Metazoa; Chordata; Aves; Pterocliformes; Pteroclidae. The transcript is spliced from 11 exons. Gene Ontology annotation, molecular function: protein kinase activity. The record is from RefSeq and is a predicted model, not a curated record.
GCCUGCAGAGUAUCUUCAAAGGCGUUUUGAAGCCCAACAGUACAAGAUUAAAGUGGAAAAACAGCUGGGACUGCGACCAUCCUCUGCUGAUGCAUAUCAUGACCCAAUACAGCAGGAGAAAAUAAAGGAAGAGCAUCUCAAAAAUCACCAGCAGGACAUGUCUAGAAAGAAUGAAUUGAAAGAACAGGAGUACCUGAAACAAUUGCAGAAAAUUCGGGAAGAAUACCAUAGUGAUAUAAAAGAAUUCAGAUUUAGAGCAGGAGUACUCCAGGAGAAUCAAAAAAUACAAGAUAAAACCUAUCUUGUGAGGCAAGGGACAGCUGAGGACCAGUCUGAAACCAAGGGUACAGCUGGAAAAAGAGAGGAAUCACUUCAGGACAUGGAAGAAAACUUUAAACAAGUCAGACUCCAGGAUAGGCAAGACCAAAAAAUCUUAGAAAAGAAACAUAACACAAAGGGAGGAGUAAAGUUUGAAAUUAAUUUAGACGUAUGUGUUCCUGAGGAAGACAGCAUUCAAGAAGCAGAGGUACUAGAUAAACUCUAUGAGACUUUAACUUUUGUGGAUGGUGAGAAUCUUAAGGAAAAAUCAGUGAAAGUUUAUGAAGAUCAUAUGGACAGAGCUUUGGAAGAACUAUCUGGAUACCAAACAGAGUCAAAUGAUAUUGGUGAUACAAAAGAAAACAGAAGACAUUGGCAAGCUGGAGCCCCUCAGACACUACUGAAUUUUUUAACUGAUGCUGAUGUCACAUCUGUAUGUCCUACUAUGGCUGAAAAUGAACUUGCUGACAGUGCUAUUCUGCCUGAAGACAUCCCAGAAAACAGGAAGCAGUGGAAACAAAAACCACCAGGGACACUCCUGAAUAUCUUAGCAAAAGCAGAGCUGUCUAGUGACUCCUUCAUCCCUCUUGAAGAAGAAAUAGAAAACAAGGAAGAUGAUUCAGAAACAUACUCUGCUGUUGCUGAAGGCAGAAUUGAGCCAAGAUCAGAUGAUGAAGACACAAAUUUUGAAGAUUCUGAAGAUGAACUCAGACAUGAGCUGGAGGAAUCUCUGGAAAAAGUGGCAACUUCUCCAUCAGAGAGAACCAUGGAGUCUCCCAUCCUUUCAAUAAAUAAAGGUCAAACAGAUGAAGAAAAGAUGAGUUUACUUUGCAAACUACUUGGAAAAUUUGAUGAUGAUUUAGAAAAUAACUCUGGGUCAUUUAGUGUUGACACACAUAAUGAAAAAGGCAAGCAGGAAGCAAGAGCUACUUAG